AUGGCAUACAGGCUGAGGAUCAGCUCUUCAGGCACAGCAGUUUCGCAGGCAGCCAUGCAUUUUUCUCUACAGAUCCUGUUGUUGGAAGGGGCACCAACGAGUCUGGUGUGCCCCUCAGAGAUCCUGAAGAAGCCUCGCCUGACCCCUCAGGUGGCAUUGGUUCUGUUUGCCCAGGCAGCGCUGCCCAUAGAUCCGCUGCAGAUUGAGCUCAUCCGGAUUUUGGGCACAGGCUACGUGGCAGCUUCGGCGGGUGCAGAGAGGAGGGAGCUGCACAAGAGUGUGUACCGGCGGCUCAAUAUGGGAGUGGUCACCUUUGCAACUGCGGCCCUGGCAGCAGAGGUGCUGCACAUUGACUUGCUGGAGAUCACAGCAUCCAUCGGAAUGGCAACCCUGCUGGGCAUCACCAUCGCUGUUCCCGCCUACUACUAUGCCAUUACCUCCGGCCACGGCUUGGGCCUCUGGAGCAUCCUCAAGGGGGCGGUGAGGGAUAUGGACAUGCUGGGGCGAGUGAAGAAUGGCAAGGCGGUUGCCUACGCGCUGCUGACCCCGGCCUUCUACGGCGCUGGUCUGGCAUGCAUGCUGACUCCGGAGGAGAGCCUGACCAAUGUAUUUCUGUACGCGCGCGGCGAAGACUGCAUCACCCUCUGGCGCAUGUUUGGCGCCUCGAUGCUCAUGCUGCCCACCUGGACAAUCUCCCUCAAGGAAGCAGCGGACAGGAUGCACCUGGACAAGCCGCCCUACAUCACCCUCAACAUGGGCCUGGUGCUGACAGGGCUCAUCAAUGUGGCCAUCCUGUCGCCCUGGUGGACUGAAUUCAGCGCAGGACCCAUCAUGCCACUCAUGCUGGGCACCUGGGCAGCGGCUGCGGUUGUGGGCGCCUGGGGCGAACUCACACCCACCUCGGCUGACCCCAUCACACGGCCCUGA
Messenger RNA from Coccomyxa subellipsoidea C-169, 927 nucleotides. RefSeq lists its product as hypothetical. The coding region runs from base 1 to 927 and encodes 308 amino acids. The record is from RefSeq and is a predicted model, not a curated record. NCBI's taxonomy places the organism in Eukaryota, Viridiplantae, Chlorophyta, Trebouxiophyceae, Coccomyxaceae. The transcript is spliced from 6 exons.